GGAUUAGUUCAGCUCAGGUAGCUUCAGCCUUAUCCGAUGCCCGCAUAGAAAGAGACGGCGAGCUCCGAUUAAAGACCUUGAUUGCUCGCGUCUGCUCGGAAAUGGGUUCUCCGGCGGUGGCUGCGUCCCUCUUAGCUCAGUCUCAACUCUGCUUCUUCUCCAGCUCGCCGGGCCUGUCCUCGGGGAAGCAGGCGCGCGCCUUUCUUCGCAGCCGAGGCGCCAGCUUUCCGUUCCUCUUAUCGACCCGCCGUCAUCUGAGGGCAUUUUCGGAUCGGAGUAGAGCUUCUCCGGUUCGAUGCUACAACGCUGGAGAAGAAUCCGAAGAAAAGGAGAGUGGCAGUGGUUUGGACUGGCCGGUACUACGGCGAUGGGAUGUGCCGUGGCAGUGGCAGACGGUUUCUCUUACCUCCCUUGCCUGUGGAGUAAGUUUUGUUGUGACAGGAUUGAUAGAGACGGCAGCAAUAUCAUACUUGGGCCUUCGGCUCGAAGAGUUGAGCUUGGAUGAGAAGGCAGAAAUUCUUUUUCUUGAUCAGGGUAUAACUACUGCAGUUACACUUGGAGUUCUGUUUGGCAUUACCAGGAGUUUUCAACCACUUCCGAAUGACAUUUUCCGAUACGAUUUGAGGGAGCCUUUCAAUCUACAGAAAGGAUGGGUCUUAUGGGCUGGAGUAGGUCUUGUUGGCGCUAUAGGCGCUAUUGCAUUGACGGGAGCUGCUAUGUCCUUUUCCAAUGGUGAGCCCCCACAAAGAGAGACUGAUGCUCUUGUACGCUUGCUUCCGUUGAUCGGUUCCUCAAGCAUAAGCACGGCUUGCUUGGUUGGCAUUACUGGUGUCCUCGCUCCAAUUCUUGAGGAGACGGUAUUUCGAGGGUUUUUCAUGGUGUCCCUAACAAAAUGGGUCCCCACUCCUAUUGCCAUGCUGAUCAGUGCAGCUGUGUUUGCUGUGGCACAUCUUACUCCAGGAGAAUUUCCUCAGCUUUUUGUCCUCGGGAUCGCCUUGGGGCUCUCGUACGCUCAAACUCGAAACCUUUUGACCCCAAUCACAAUUCACGCCCUCUGGAAUUCGGGAGUCAUUCUCCUCCUUACCUUCCUUCAGCUCCAAGGAUAUGAUAUAAAGGAACUGCUGCAGGCUACCUGAAAGAGAUGGAUUAAUAAUUUUUGCUCUUGUAAUUUUCUGUAUUUUCUCCUCAAAUCUGGCCAGUGUCUCAUUUUCUCUUCUAAUAUUUUCCUCCUCUAAUUUUUCUUCUGUAUUUUUAUGAAUUACAUAAUUUUGUAUAAAUAUUUCUACCGCCGUGAAAUUAGCUAUCGCUAUUGUAAUAUAAGAAUGUAAAAUUUACUCUUGAUGCAAAAAA
Messenger RNA from Punica granatum (pomegranate), 1350 nucleotides. Lineage: Eukaryota; Viridiplantae; Streptophyta; Magnoliopsida; Myrtales; Lythraceae. The record is from RefSeq and is a predicted model, not a curated record.